This is a messenger RNA of Sorghum bicolor (sorghum), 1179 nucleotides long. Its product is annotated as aquaporin SIP1-1. Gene Ontology annotation, cellular component: membrane. The transcript is spliced from 3 exons. NCBI's taxonomy places the organism in Eukaryota, Viridiplantae, Streptophyta, Magnoliopsida, Poales, Poaceae. Bases 211 to 951 code for a protein of 246 amino acids. Gene Ontology annotation, biological process: transmembrane transport. The record is from RefSeq and is a predicted model, not a curated record. Gene Ontology annotation, molecular function: water channel activity.
UUAUCUUGUUGGACUUGGGAGAGAGAUAACAGAGUCAAUCAGAGGGAGAAGCACGGCGAGAGCGUGCUCGUCGUGGGUACCCCUCUCCGUCAACCGGAGCGCGUGAUCGAUCGAGCUGCCGUUUCCAUUCCUAAACCCCAAUCCAAUCUUGUACUUCCGAUCGAGCCGCAAACGCGGCAGCAGGAGGAAGGCCGGCGCCGGCGCGGACUGAUGGCGAUGGGAGCGGCGGUUCGCGCGGCGGCCGCGGACGCCGUGGUGACGUUCCUGUGGGUGCUGUGCGCCUCCGCGCUCGGCGCUUCCACGGCGGCCGUCACGUCGUGCCUGGGGGUGCAGGAGGGCGCCGGCGGCCACUACGCGCUCCUCGUCACCGCGUCCCUCCUCGCGGUGCUCCUCUUCGCCUUCGACCGCCUCUGCGGCGCGCUCGGCGGCGCCAGCUUCAACCCCACCGACUUCGCCGCUUCCUAUGCCGCCGGACUCGACAGCCCCUCCCUCUUCUCCGUCGCGCUCCGCUUCCCGGCGCAGGCCGCCGGCGCUGUGGGCGGCGCCCUGGCGAUAUCGGAGCUGAUGCCGGCGCAGUACAAGCACACGCUCGCGGGCCCCUCGCUCAAGGUGGAUCCCCACACAGGCGCCCUUGCGGAAGGGGUGCUCACUUUCGUCGUCACCCUGGCCGUGCUCUGCGUCAUCGUCAAGGGCCCCCGCAACGCCAUCCUCAGGAUCUUGUUGAUCUCAGUCUCCAUUGUCUCCCUCAUCGUCGCAGGCGCAGAGUACACCGGACCGUCCAUGAACCCAGCUAAUGCAUUUGGCUGGGCAUAUGUUAACAAUUGGCACAACACAUGGGAGCAGCUUUAUGUGUACUGGAUAUGCCCCUUUAUUGGGGCCUUGCUUGCUGGAUGGAUUUUUAGGGCGGUGUUCCUACCACCGGCACCUAAGCCCAAGACCAAGAAAGCAUGACAACAAUUCAAGCUUGUAUUGUAUUCAUAUACAGUCAUCAAUCGGUUGUGGAUGCUGGUUUUGAAGAAAUCAGCAAACAGAGGAAGGUCAAAUAAGCUCCUGUGUUGUAUUUGAUUUCCUCAACUUCCCACAAAUUGGGUGUUGUCCUAUGUUACUUAUUUCUCAUCAAUCAAUAAUGUAUGUGUACUUAUAAUUUUGGGCCAGUAAAGAUGUAUUUCUAGUUCUUUA